Trypanosoma cruzi is the source of this 1089-nucleotide messenger RNA. Its product is annotated as mitogen-activated protein kinase, putative. Gene Ontology annotation, cellular component: nucleus; cytoplasm. The coding region runs from base 1 to 1089 and encodes 362 amino acids. Lineage: Eukaryota; Euglenozoa; Kinetoplastea; Trypanosomatida; Trypanosomatidae. The transcript has a single exon. Gene Ontology annotation, biological process: intracellular signal transduction; protein phosphorylation. Gene Ontology annotation, molecular function: ATP binding; MAP kinase activity. The record is from RefSeq and is a predicted model, not a curated record.
AUGGAUAAACCCCAGGAAGUGGCAACUUUGGCAGAGGGGCGAAGAUUAUACUUAGUUCAAGGCCAGAGAUUUGAGGUAGCUAAGUCUUACAAACUAAUAAAACUGGUCGGAUGCGGUGCAUAUGGUUCUGUUUGUUCUGCAAUAGAUGAGGGUAGCGGCGACCGUGUGGCUAUUAAAAAAGUAUCUCGAGUCUUUGCCGAUAUAAAGGAAGGUAAACGCAUAUUAAGGGAGAUGGAUAUUUUAACAACUCUCCAUCACACCAACUUGAUACGUCUUCGGAAUUUUAUUCGUCCCUAUGGAAAGGAUGAUUUUGACGACAUCUACAUGGUGAUGGAUUUGUACGAUACCGAUCUGCACCGUAUUAUUCGUAGCAGACAAAAACUGACGAAUGAACAUUACCAAUAUUUUAUGAUUCAAGCUUUUCGAGGGCUUUGCUACCUACAUGGUGCGAAGGUUAUGCAUCGAGACUUAAAGCCAAGUAAUCUAUUGGUGAAUGCCGAUUGUGCUCUAGCUAUUUGUGACUUUGGACUUGCCCGCGAUGAUCAAUGGACAGUCUCAGAUGCCCUCACGGAAUACGUUGUCACGCGAUGGUAUCGUCCUCCUGAAGUACUGGGAAUGGGAUCACACCAGUACACGAAUGCGGUGGACGUUUGGAGUCUGGGGCUUAUUUUUGCUGAAUUAAUGGUGGGCAAAACAUUAUUGCCCGGACCCGAUUACAUUCGUCAACUCAUUAUGAUUUUGCAUUUGCUCGGGACCCCAACAGUUGAGGACAUGGAAUUUCUUAGUGAUGAGGCUAGAAACUUUCUUUGCGCUCAGCCUCCUCAAAAGACCCGACCAUUCACAGAGAUUUUUCCUAUGGCGACGCCUGAAGCGGCGGAUUUACUCUCAAAACUACUAGUAUUUCACCCAGCUAAAAGGCUUACGGCGAAGGAGGUAGUUGAACAUCCCUAUUUCGCCAAGUUUAGAAAUUCCACGGAGGAGCCUGCCCCCAAUGAGCCUUACGUCUGGCGGCACAAUGAAGAACUUACUCCAGAGUCUCUUCGAGAUGAGAUGUGGCGUAUCAUUGUGACACACUCACCUGAGCCGUAG